GGAGCUCAUUGUUACGGUGCGGUGCGGUGCCAGUCGGUCGUUAAGUUUUUGUUUGAUUUGUUUAUACUCGCGAAGACUCGCUUCGCCUCUUUCGGCUCGUACGCAAAACUCGUUUACGUUUGACACAUAAAACCCCAUUAAACAUGGAAGCACUAGGCGAUCUUUUGGCACCCCACAGUGAGCUCAUUGCGAAGGUAGCCGGCACAAUUACUACCAUGCAAUUUCUAUCCGGUGUCGUUCUCAUCAACGACAUCCGUAAGAAAGGCAGCAGUGAUGUUUAUCCAGUCGGACCGUUUCUAGGCGGCGUGGUACUAACGGUUCUCAGUUUAAAGCUGGCCACUAUCAUGAAUGAUGCUGCCAUGAUAAACACUAAUUUAAUUGGAUUGGUUAUUAACUUUUUGUUUCUUGGCGGAUUCUACUACUAUGCCUCCAUUAAGAGAAAGGGGAACAUCUGGAAGCAGAUUGGAUACGCUUCCCUAUUCCUGUUGGUCUGCACUGCAUAUGCAAACUUUGAGGAUCCAAAGAAGAUUGAGUUCCGUUUAGGAAUGCUAAUCACGGGAAUCCUUGUGUGGCUGGUGGGCUCACCACUGCUACACCUUCCUAAAAUCAUUGAAAAGAAGAGCACAGAGGGCAUGCCUUUUCCAAUUAUAUUGUCUGGUAACCUUGUCGCCACCUCUUGGAUGCUGUACGCGAUUUCCAUAAAGAAUACUGUGAUGGUGCUGCAAAAUUUGUUACUUCUGGUCUUGGGUGGAAUUCAGCUGUCUAUGUUUGCCAUUUACCCAAAUAAACCAACUGCCAAGAAGACGGCGGCCAAGAACGACAGUAAGAAGGAUAAAUAAUUGUUUGAGCGGACUAAAAAUGGAUUACCACAUCACCAAUUAAUAUGUAGCUAGGAUCGAGAAAUAUUCGUAUUGCAUAUUGCCUGAAUUUACACUAAACCGCCAAAACAUAAUCAAAAAACUUAUUGAAAUUCUUCCUAUACAAAAUAUUUUUCUACAUAUAUGACCGGCCGGCUUUAGGGCAGGUGGAGCGGGGCGGGCGCCAAAGUACCCACGAGGAUUAUUUUUUUAAAAGUCUUCCUGCAUCAUUGGCUGAAAAAAAACAUAGUAGAACUGGAAGAAAAAUAACAGUAAGGGGCGCCUCGCCUAUAUAACGCCCGGCCGUCAUUAGACCUAAAGUAGGCCUUGUACAUAGCUACUAAGUACUUGCAAUUUUUGACAAUAAUUCAAAUCUUCCAAUGCAUAUUUAUAAAUAAAAAUAGUUAAAC
This is a messenger RNA of Drosophila obscura, 1267 nucleotides long. Its product is annotated as sugar transporter SWEET1. Gene Ontology annotation, biological process: carbohydrate transport. Gene Ontology annotation, molecular function: sugar transmembrane transporter activity. Gene Ontology annotation, cellular component: membrane. The record is from RefSeq and is a predicted model, not a curated record. Lineage: Eukaryota; Metazoa; Arthropoda; Insecta; Diptera; Drosophilidae. Bases 144 to 839 code for a protein of 231 amino acids. The transcript has 3 exons.